CUCCGCCCCAAACCACCACGUUAAUCAAUCAUUAACUUAAUCAUCAAUCACGUCGAAUCAUGGGUUCGAUCGCCGACGACCUCCCGAUGCAGCUCGCCGCCACCAUGCUCGACGUCAGCAACAACGAGAAGUCGAAGCCGCCGGCGACGCAGCUGCGGCCUGUGUCGGACGGUUUCACCGUGACGGCGGUGAGGAACGAGCUGGUGGCGGCGGUGCUGCCGGUGCAGGAGCACUGGCUCCCGCUAUCCAACCUCGACCUCCUUCUGCCGCCGGUGGACGUCGGGGUGUUCUUCUGUUACCAUGCGCCGCCCGACGGCGGAGACGCCGCGGUGGCCGGGCUGAAGAAGGGGCUGGCGCAGGUGCUGGUGUCGUACUAUGCCUUCGCCGGGGAGGUGGUGAUGAGCUCCGGCGGAGAGCCGGAGCUGCUGUGCAACAACCGCGGGGUGGAGUUCUGCGUGGCUUACGCCGCCGACGUGGAGCUCCGGGAGCUGGACUUGUAUAACCCCGACGACUCCGUCGAAGGGAAGCUCGUUCCCGUUAAGAAGGACGGCGUUUUGGCCGUUCAGGUGACGGAACUGAGAUGCGGCGGGAUAGUGGUGGGCUGCUCCUUCGACCACCGCGUCGCCGACGCCUACUCCUUCAACAUGUUCCUAGUCUCGUGGGCCGAGUCGGCCCGCUCCAGGCCCAUCUCCACCCUCCCUUCCUUCCGCCGCUCCUUGCUCAACCCCCGCCGCCCGCUCUCCCACAACUCCGCCCUCGACGACAUGUACGUCCCCAUCGCCUCCCUCCCGCCGCCUCCCUCCACCGCCGCCCCCGCCCUCAUCAGCCGCAUCUACCACGUCAGCUCCGAUGAGCUCAUCAAACUCCAAACCCUCGCCAACACCUCCGCCCACAGUAACAACAACAACAACAACAAGAACCGGUUCUCGAAGCUCGAGUCCUUCUGCGCUCACCUCUGGCAGCUCGUGGCGAGAUCUACCCGCGCCCGCGGCGACAAAAACGACGUCGUAACGAAGAUGGGGAUCGUGGUGGACGGCAGGUCCAGGCUGGGCCCGGAGAUGGGCUCCUACUUCGGGAACGUGCUGUCGAUUCCGUACGGAGGGAAGAUGGCGAGCGAGCUGGUGGGGAGCUCGCUGGGCCAGGUGGCGGGCGGGGUCCACGAGUUUCUGGGCCGCGGGGCGAGCCGGGACCACUUCCUGGGCCUUGUCGACUGGGUGGAGGCCCACAGGCCGGAGCCGGCGAUAUCGAAGAUAUAUAGUACCGGGAGCGCGGACGGGCCGGCGUUCGUGGUGUCGUCGGGGCGCGGGCUGCCCGUGGGCCAGGUGGACUUCGGGUGGGGCCUGCCGGGUUUCGGGUCGUACCAUUUCCCGUGGGGCGGGACGGCCGGGUACGUGAUGCCGAUGCCGAGCCCGAAGGGGAAAGGGGAUUGGGUUGUUUACAUGCAUUUGUUCGAGCAGCAGUUGGCGUUGAUCGAGCGGGAGGCGGGUUCCGUUUUCAGGCCGUUCGCUUGGGACUACGUCGUUUAGUAAUCUAUACGAUGGUGGUGGUUUAUUAUUAUUAUUAUUAUUACUAGCGAUAAUUAGCGCUAAUUACGUCCCUUUGUGUUUAAGUGUGUGUUUAUGUAUGUAUUAAUACGUAUAAAAAUUAAUGUCGGCAGUGCAUAUACGUAUAUGAUAUGAGAGAGGGUUACUUAUCGAUCUACGUAUUACGUAUUGACUCGUCAUGAUAUUGUUUCAUAUGUCAUCUGCCAUUUUGGAUGCGUGAUUUAGAGAUAAUUUAAGUACCAUUGUUAUCGUAUAUAGAUGUCUAUUUCCCAAGCAAUUAUGGAAGUCGUCGGAACUCGAUAAGUAUAGGUCUCUCUAUCAAGUCUCCGUCAACAAAAGGUGUAAUUUAUAUUAUGUGUUCUAUAUAUGAAACUUUAACAGCGAUUCCAUAAUUAAAAAUAAAAUAAAAUAACUCAACGGCGAUCAAGUAUAACUAGGGGGUGGGCAACGGGAAACGGGUAUUUGGGUAUACCCGUACCCGUCCCGUUUUUUAAGGGUUACGGGUACCCAUAUUAUCCGUAAUAUUUUAAAUGGAUGGGACUUGGGAUUGUACAGUCCUAAUAUGGGUACCCGCGGGUUACCCGCGAAUACCCGUUUGGGUAAUAUGGGUACCCGUUGUACCCAUUCAAAUUACAAAGACAUAUAAUUCAGCCCAUGCGCCCAGGCCCAACCCAAUUCAAAAUCCAUUAAAAUUACAAAAUCCAUUAAAAUUACAAAAUCCUUCAUUCACCGCCACCGCCGCCAUUUUGUGUUUUGAAAUGAAUGCUUUGGAUGUAAUUGACUAAUUGUCUUUAGGUAAAAUGUCAUUUAAACUUUGGGUAUUUAUGGGUAGUAUGGGUACCCGUUAUCCGUCCCGUACGGAUAAUGGGUACCCGUUUCCCUUAUGGGUUUGGGAUAUGGGAUGGACUUUGGUCUCCAAAUGGGACUAGGUACCCGUUUAAAACGGGACGGGUAUCCCGUCCCGUCCCGUUGCCCACCAGUGAGUAUAACCAAAACAAAUAUUAGUGGUGUAAAUGUUAGGUGAUGGCAAUGGGACGGGGCUAGUAUGGACUUUCAUACCAUUUCUGCAUCAAGGAUGCGGGUCGGAGUGGGUCGACCCACUCUUACAUGCUGUUUGGAAAAAGUACACGUAAAAUUUACUUUUUUUUAUCAUAGAACAAAAGCAAAACACUUUAUGAAUGAAAAAAUAGUGAUGAUAGAUGGGUCUAACUAGUUGAAAAAAAGUUGAAUUGAAGAAAUAUGAGUUGAUAUUGUAAGAAAUUAAAAUAGAAUAGGUCAAGAACGGGACUAGACGGAUCAGAAGUAAAUACUGAUCAUACCCCGUCGCACGCUACUGCAGAUCGGGUAAUACCCGAUUGGUCGUAUUCAAAUUGCUUUCACUAAUAAAUGUCUAUGAUUAAGGAAAGUACCAAUCAGGGAUAGCAAGUGACCUUUUUUUUAUAUUCCUAAAGCUAUAGAUAUAUAUACCUUUCUCAUCUAUAUGUGAAGAUUUUCCAUCCUCAUCCCUAUAAUUUUCAAACAAAUAUGAUUAUAUAAUUUGUGUCCACGCAUCUUACAUGCAUUUAUUGCAAUUAAGUUGAAAAUACGUCAAAGUUUAGUGGAAAUGGAAAAUUUAUUGCAAAAAAGUUUUGGUAUAUUUCUUACAUGCAUUUAUUGCAAAAAAAGUUAUAAAAUGUGAAAUGGAUAUUUCUCAUACCGGUCGUUCUUGGUAUAAUUGUCAUUCCUGUCACAACUCUCUGUUAUGUAGAACUAAUCCGCGCUUACCCCUAAUGGGAGGUGAAGUUAUGGGUACUAUUACUAAUAAACUUAAUUUUCACAU
This is a messenger RNA of Linum trigynum, 3363 nucleotides long. Lineage: Eukaryota; Viridiplantae; Streptophyta; Magnoliopsida; Malpighiales; Linaceae. The record is from the annotation of a GenBank genome assembly.